CGAAAAGUUUGCCUCGUCCUCGCCGCGUCGGUUGGUCGGUGACUCGGUUCUGUAAUAUUUAGCCAAAAUAUCGAAAUCUGAUUUCCUGCCGGAUUUUGUGUUUUGUGCGUGUUGUGUGUGGUGCCGGAGGUUAUAUUCAUCCCGAUUCCAAGUUCGUUUUUCGCUGCAUUAGCACUGCCCGAUCUCUAGGCAACAAAAUGGUGAACGUAACCAUCUACGACCAAGCGCCCCAGCUGAAGCCCAACGAAGUACCGCAAAACAUGGCCGCUGGAGCUGAUAGCCAACUGGAGCACAUGUGCCGCCUGCAGUUCGACUCGCCGGUUCCCCAUGUUCGCUUGUCCGGAAUCGUGUGCACCAUCGGACCUGCCUCGCGCAGCGUCGAGAUGCUGGAGAAGAUGAUGGCCACCGGCAUGAACAUUGCCCGUAUGAACUUCUCUCACGGCUCCCACGAAUACCAUGCCGAGACUGUGGCUAAUGUCCGUCAGGCCGUGAAGAACUACUCCGCCAAGCUGGGCUACGAGCACCCCGUGGCCAUUGCUCUUGAUACCAAGGGUCCCGAGAUCCGUACCGGUCUGAUCGGAGGAAGCGGCACCGCCGAGAUCGAGCUGAAGAAGGGCGAGACCAUCAAGCUGUCCACCAACAAGGACUUCCUGGAGAAGGGCUCCCUUGAGGUGGUCUAUGUGGACUAUGAGAACAUCGUUAACGUGGUGAAGCCAGGCAACCGCGUCUUCGUCGACGACGGCUUGAUUUCUUUGGUGGUCAAGGAGGUGACCAAGGAUACUGUCACCUGCGAGGUCGAGAACGGCGGCUCUCUGGGCUCCCGCAAGGGUGUCAACUUGCCCGGCGUGCCUGUAGAUCUGCCAGCCGUCUCUGAGAAGGACAAGAGCGAUCUUCAGUUCGGUGUGGAGCAGGAUGUGGACAUGAUCUUUGCUUCGUUCAUUCGCAACGCCGCCGCUCUGACCGAAAUCCGCAAGGUUCUUGGCGAGAAGGGCAAGAACAUCAAGAUUAUUUCCAAGAUCGAGAACCAGCAGGGCAUGCACAACCUGGAUGAGAUCAUUGAGGCUGGUGAUGGUAUUAUGGUGGCCCGUGGCGAUCUCGGUAUUGAGAUCCCUGCUGAGAAGGUCUUCCUGGCCCAGAAGGCCAUGAUUGCCCGUUGCAACAAGGCCGGAAAGCCCGUCAUCUGCGCCACCCAAAUGUUGGAGUCCAUGGUGAAGAAGCCCCGCCCAACUCGCGCUGAGAUCUCCGAUGUGGCCAACGCUGUGCUUGAUGGCGCCGAUUGCGUCAUGUUGUCUGGUGAGACCGCCAAGGGCGAGUACCCGCUAGAGUGCGUCCUGACAAUGGCCAAGACCUGCAAGGAGGCUGAGGCUGCUUUGUGGCACCAGAACCUGUUCAACGAUCUGGUCCGUGGAGCAACCACUUUGGAUGCUGCCCAUGCUGCUGCUAUUGCUGCUGUGGAGGCUGCCACCAAGGCUAAGGCCGCUGCCAUCGUGGUGAUCACCACCAGCGGCAAGUCGGCCUUCCAGGUCAGCAAGUACCGCCCACGCUGCCCCAUCAUCGCGGUGACCCGCUUCCCGCAGACUGCCCGUCAGGCCCAUCUCUACCGCGGCCUGGUGCCCCUCAUCUACAAGGAGCCUGCUCUCAGCGACUGGCUGAAGGAUGUGGAUGUGCGUGUCCAGUUCGGUCUGCAGGUCGGCAAGAAGAACGGAUUCAUCAAGACCGGCGACUCCGUGGUCGUUGUCACCGGCUGGAAACAGGGCUCCGGAUUUACCAACACCAUCCGCAUUGUCCCCGUCGAAUAAACCUUUGGCGCUCAGGAUGUACCUUGAUGCAUCGCAUCGGCUGCGGUCAUCACGUUAAAGAUUAAUAUUAAUAACCAAGCUAAUUUAUUAAUAACACAAUAUUUGGAAUAUUGGAAACUGCAUGAGGAUGCUAGAACCGCUGUCAAGACGCCGAAAGCCGUCUUUGGCCCAAACAGACACACAAAUAUAAUGUAUCAUUGUUGAAUAAUAUAGUUUUUUCAAAAAGAAAUAAAUUCGAUAUAUGUAUGUAUUAA
This is a messenger RNA of Drosophila bipectinata, 2053 nucleotides long. RefSeq names its product Pyruvate kinase (gene PyK). Gene Ontology annotation, biological process: glycolytic process. Lineage: Eukaryota; Metazoa; Arthropoda; Insecta; Diptera; Drosophilidae. Gene Ontology annotation, molecular function: potassium ion binding; pyruvate kinase activity; magnesium ion binding. Gene Ontology annotation, cellular component: cytoplasm. The record is from RefSeq and is a predicted model, not a curated record.